Drosophila mauritiana is the source of this 1523-nucleotide messenger RNA. Its product is annotated as tachykinins. Bases 143 to 1036 code for a protein of 297 amino acids. Lineage: Eukaryota; Metazoa; Arthropoda; Insecta; Diptera; Drosophilidae. The transcript is spliced from 4 exons. The record is from RefSeq and is a predicted model, not a curated record.
GGCGCGUUCGGUACGCGAGCAUUUGGACAAACAGUUAGAUAGAACUGAAAGUGAAAGAUAUUUCCCAAGCGAAUUGGCUCUAUUUUUCGCUUUUCCAGCAGCGCAUCGAUUUACACGCCCGCCUAAAAGCUCGCCACAUCCAAUGCGCCCUCUGAGCGGUUUGAUAGCGGUGGCGCUGCUGCUGCUGCUCCUGCUGACGGCACCAUCGAGUGCGACGGACGCGGAGGCGGAGUCCUCCGGCAGCCCGCUGACGCCCGGCGCCGAAGAGCCACGCCGGGUGGUGAAGCGUGCGCCCACGUCCAGCUUCAUUGGGAUGCGUGGCAAGAAGGACGAGGAGCACGACACCUCGGAGGGUAACUGGCUGGGAUCGGGACCCGAUCCGCUGGAUUACGCCGACGAGGAGGCGGACAGCAGCUACUCGGAGAACGGGCGGCGACUGAAGAAGGCACCGCUGGCCUUUGUGGGCCUGCGCGGCAAGAAGUUCAUCCCGAUCAACACCCGCCUGUCCGAUGUCCUGCAGAGCCUGGAGGAGGAGCGGCUGCGGGAUAGCCUGCUGCAGGACUUCUUCGAUCGCGUGGCCGGGCGUGAUGGCUCAGCGGUGGGCAAGAGAGCGCCCACCGGAUUCACGGGCAUGCGAGGCAAGCGGCCCGCCCUGCUGGCCGGAGACGAUGAUGCGGAGGCGGACGAGGCCAUGGAGCUGCAACAGAAGCGGGCGCCGGUCAACUCCUUUGUGGGGAUGCGCGGCAAGAAGGACGUCUCCCACCAGCACUACAAGCGGGCAGCUCUCUCCGAUUUCUGGCACACUUUCUUUAAAAAGUCCUAUGACGUGAGGGGAAAACAGCAGCGCUUCGCGGACUUCAACAGCAAAUUUGUGGCGGUGCGUGGCAAGAAGAGCGAUCUGGAGGGCAACGGCGUCGGGAUUGGAGAGGAUCAUGAGCAGGCUCUGGUGCAUCCAUGGCUCUACCUGUGGGGAGAAAAGCGAGCGCCCAACGGAUUCCUGGGAAUGCGAGGCAAACGGCCAGCACUUUUCGAGUAGGCGAUGUUGAGCGAUUUGAAAGAUCUUGAUGGAAGUUCCUCUUAGAGCUACAAAACUAGGAAAUGCGAAAGUAGAUGGACGCCGGGGACCGGGAGAGCAGAUUUGGAGACAGAUUGGAUCACAAGAGUGUUUCAAAUAAUCGCUGGGCUGGAGAUUAUUUCAAACACGGACACACCAAAAACACACAAAAUUUCAGCUUAUUGUAUAACGAGACUUGCGAAUAAUUUAUUGUGAAUUUAUUUGAAAAUUGAAUGAUGAUGCUUCGAUGAGUGUGUGUGGGUUCAAUUGUACUAUUUGCAUAUCUAAGUGUAAACUUUUAAUCAAAAUUAUGAUGAACAUUAAACUAGAAGAAGUUCAAAUGCACAAGAUUAACAGAAAAGUGGGAAAGUAUUUAUUUAUUUAAAUCAAAUAUAUUUAAAACGAAUAUACUAAAAGAUACAUUUCAGUUGUGGUACAUCUACGUAUACAAAAUAUAUAUACACCUACA